Molecule: messenger RNA, 567 nt
Organism: Ruditapes philippinarum (Manila clam)
Lineage: Eukaryota; Metazoa; Mollusca; Bivalvia; Venerida; Veneridae
Product: atrial natriuretic peptide receptor 1-like
Biological process (GO): intracellular signal transduction; receptor guanylyl cyclase signaling pathway; cGMP biosynthetic process
Molecular function (GO): peptide receptor activity; guanylate cyclase activity
Source: RefSeq, a predicted model, not a curated record
GUCCUGUUUGUGCGGGUGUUGUAGGUAGGAAAAUGCCACGUUAUUGCUUGUUUGGUGAUACGGUUAACACCGCAAGUAGAAUGGAAUCAAAUGGAGAAGCAAUGAAAAUUCAUAUCAGUGAACAGACAAAGCAGUUGCUAGAGGAAGAUGUCAACUUUAUCAUUGAAGAAAGGGGUAUAAUUGAUAUCAAGGUUUGUUGAGAGAAAAUUGUAUUGAUACGUUUCAAUUAAUGUAAGCGUUUUAUCAGUUAGCCUGGUGACGUCCCCUUGUGGCUUAGGAGUCGCCUUUGAGGGUUGAGGCAUCCGAAAUGCAGCCACAGUUUAUCCAUGCGUGAUCGUAAAAGGCCACUAAAUAUGUCUGAAUUACUGGAGUCUGUGCAUCUCCUACCUCCAGCAGGCGAGGUGGUUUUGACCCCUAGUGUUGCUUUAAGUUUGUAACAUCCGACGUUAAGAAAAAAAAAUCAUCUUUCCUGUUUCGGUGCCAUAUGACCUAAACAAACAGCCUGGUGGCAGCAAGAUAUACUGAAUAUACUUAUGCGACCAAUGCAGACCAAGAUCCAUCGGCAUG